This is a messenger RNA of Vidua chalybeata, 2597 nucleotides long. RefSeq names its product solute carrier family 39 member 11 (gene SLC39A11). The coding region runs from base 179 to 1219 and encodes 346 amino acids. The transcript is spliced from 10 exons. Lineage: Eukaryota; Metazoa; Chordata; Aves; Passeriformes; Viduidae. The record is from RefSeq and is a predicted model, not a curated record. Gene Ontology annotation, biological process: zinc ion transmembrane transport. Gene Ontology annotation, molecular function: zinc ion transmembrane transporter activity. Gene Ontology annotation, cellular component: membrane.
CACGUGUGCGCACCCGGAAGCGGCGGCGGGACCGGCCCGGGCCGGGCGCGGGUACCGGGAACGGAACGGAACGGAACCGAACCGAACCGGACCGGACCGGACCCGACCGGAUCCGACCGGCUCCAGAACCCACCGCCUGUCAGCGGGCCCCGGCGCCGCCCCGGAGCCCCAGGCCAGCAUGAUCCCGGGGCUGGGGCCGGUGCCGCAGGCGCUGCUGGGGACGCUGCUCACCUGGGGGCUGACGGCGGCGGGCUCGGCGCUGGUGUUCGUGUUCUCCAGCGGGCAGAGGCGGAUCCUCGAUGGGAGCCUGGGCUUUGCUGCAGGGGUGAUGCUGGCAGCGUCCUACUGGUCCCUGCUGGCCCCGGCCAUCGAGCUGGCCGAGGAAUCCGGGACCUUUGGGGCCUUCUCCUUCUUCCCUGUGGCCGCGGGCUUUGCCCUGGGGGCAGCGUUCGUGUACGGGGCUGACCUGCUGCUGCCACUGCUGGGGUUCUCUGGCCCUUCCCAUGCUGCCCUGUCCCUGAGCUGGGAGCAGCGAGCCGUGAAGGAGAAGCAGGAGCAGGUCCCCGGCCGGGAUUUCGGGAGCGAGCCGAGCGUGAGGAGCGAGCUGGCCAUCAGGAUAGGUAGAGCUGGGCUCCAGCCAGACAAGGCUGAGAACGGGGAGCCCUACCAGAGGAGGAGGGGAGCGGGGCCCCCCCUGCCCGGGGGCCCCCCAGCAUUCCCAGCACCCCGGGACGGAGCCCCCCAGGCCGGGAGCAGCAGCUGGAGGAGGAUUUUGCUGAUGAUCCUGGCUAUCACCAUCCACAACAUCCCAGAGGGCCUGGCAGUGGGAGUUGGCUUCGGGGCCAUUGGGAAAUCCGAGUCUGCCACAUUCCAAAGUGCCAGGAACUUAGCCAUUGGGAUUGGGGUGCAGAACUUCCCGGAGGGCCUGGCUGUCAGCCUGCCUCUGCGCGGCGCUGGAUUUUCCACGUGGAAAGCCUUCUGGUAUGGGCAGCUGAGCGGGAUGGUGGAGCCCCUGGCCGGGGUCCUGGGCGCCUUCGCCGUGGUGCUGGCGGAGCCGCUCCUGCCCUACGCGCUGGGAUUCGCCGCCGGAGCCAUGGUCUACGUGGUGAUGGACGACAUCAUUCCCGAGGCACAGACCAGUGGCAACGGGAAGUUGGCAUCCUGGACCUCCAUCCUGGGCUUUGUGGUGAUGAUGUCCCUGGAUGUCGGGCUGGGAUAGGGCAGUGCUGCAUUCCCAGGAGGAGACAGCAGAGCCCCGCGCGCCGCGGGAUCGGGAGCCGGACACGCCUUAGCCCGGGACUGGAUCUGUACAUAGAUUUUUGGGAUCUGGUUUGGUGUUGAUUUCCUCUGAUUUUUUUAUCUCCCCCUCCCCUCCGAGUUCCUGGCGAUGGUUUCCAAGCACAAAUAUGGGUGGGUCCUCCCAGAUCCUGGUUUGGUUUUCCUCUUGGAAGGGGCGUUGGAUGACUUGGGCUGGUUUCUCCAAGGAAAGGCAUUUGGGAUUUUGAUCCUCUCUGUUCUGUCAGAGGCUGGGAAUUCCCUGUCCCGUGUGGAGGCUGGUCUGGGGUUAAGCACUGAGGCCUUGAAGUGGAGUAAGCUCCUUAUGGAGUCUGGAAUUCCACCCUUUUUUGGGAAGGUUGGAGGCAUUAGGACUGAUAAGCCAUGGGAUCACAGGUCUUCCACAUCCUGCUGCUCCUCGGGAACGCUGCAGGGAAUUGGUUUGGAUGGAUGGAGAUGGUCCAGGCAAAUAAAGAUGAAUUUUCUUGGGAUCUCUGCAAGAGGGAAAUGUCAUUUUUUCCUGAAUGUAUCUCAGAGGGGCACUGCUGCAAUGCUCCGGGGUUUUCUAUGGGAAAAACACCAGGAAAGGAGGAUUUGAGAGUUUUCCAUGCGGUUCCAUGUGGAGCUGUCCGGCCUGCUCAAGGGAUUCUGGAUUUCAGCUGCUGCUUCCAGUGAUCAGAACUCCCUGAAGAGCUGAGCCAGGCUUGUCCUGCUCACCCUUCACCUGCAGGAAGAGCAGGAGCCGAGCCAGCACCGGAACAUUCCGGGAUGAAUGAAUGAAUGAAUGAAUUAAUUAAUUAAUUAAUGCCUCAGGAUGGAUUAAUUAUCCCACCUGGCGAGCCAGAGCCAUGCAUGGAGUUCCUGCCUCUUCUCCUGAUGCCUCCCAAGCAUUUCUUGUGGAAUGGCUCUUCCUGAGCGCUGAGGAUUGAUGCUGAGGAGUGAAUCCUGCCCAUCCCUGUGCUCCAGGGAGGAGGGAAUUGCCAGGCUUGGAAGGAUGCUGCAAAUCCCAGCUGGCCCUCGCUCUGAUCUCCAGCACAAAGGGCUUCCCCAAACCCCAAACCAUGGGAAUAACUGGAUCACCUGGCUGCCUCCUGCUGCUCAGUCCCCCUGGAAGUGGGGCUGGGAUGUCCCAGAUCCGCCUUCGUCCCGCCGGAGCCAAAGGGAACAGGUUGGAAUAAACUCAGCUCUCCAUUUGGUUUGGUCCUUGUUCUUUGGAUGGAUUUCCUUUGUGUGUCCCUGUGGAUGAUCCAAAGCUCCUGUUUGCUGAUGGAUUUGACCUUUUAACUGUGAUUGCUUUCAAUAAAUGGGAAAUGGAGUUUGCA